AUGAACCGAGUCCAGUCCCUGCAGGCCAAGGCUAGGGCAGCGCUGACGUCGGAUAAGGACAUGUACCUUGACAACAGCUCCAUUGAAGAUGCCUCCGGCGUGUAUCCCAUCGACGAUGAUGACUAUGCCUCUGCGUCAGGCUCGGGAGCCGACGAGGACAUGGAGAGUCCCGAGCCGACCACAUCUCGACCGCUUGCGAAGGUGCCGUUCACCAGCACCGCUCCACAGGCGGAGGCCUCGACGCCGAAGGUGCAGACCAAGAUGCCCGCCGGGACAAAGUCACCUGAAGAAAUUGAUAAAGAGAAAGUUCACUACUCGGACUCGGAGAGAAAAACGGACCCAGAUGAAGAGGGUACAGAUGUAUAUACUGAGAAGCACCCAGACAACCUGUUUAAAAGAACAGAAGUCCUGGCAGCUGUGAUCGCGGGCGGGGUCAUCGGCUUCCUCUUCGCCAUUUUCCUCAUCUUGCUGCUGGUGUAUCGCAUGAGGAAGAAGGACGAGGGCAGCUACGACCUGGGCGAGCGCAAGCCGUCGAGCGCGGCCUACCAGAAGGCGCCCACCAAGGAGUUCUACGCCUGAGCCCCCGCGAGUCUCUAUUUAUGAGAUGGCCGAACUUUCAGAAAUAAAGCUUUUGCAUAGAAUAAUGAAGAUCUUUUUUGUUUUUCUGGGUUGUUUUUUGUUUGUUUGUUUUUAUUAAAGAGCCAUUCUGGCCCUUUAAUGAGAAAAUCCCAUUGUAUUUAAAACUCUCCAUGUAUUUCUUUAGAACAACGUAAAAUUAAAACUUAACAUCGGCAGUGUUCUGUGAAUAGCAGUGGCAAGACACGAUGUGAUGAAAAUGCUCGAUGUUCAUGGAGUCGGUUUAAACGUCUAUGUGCAAAUACGAGAUGAUUGUUUUUGUUCAAUGGUUCCAAGACGAGAGCUGUUUAGUUUGUGUCGGCAUGUCUCCCACUGACCUGACCGAGUCGGUCUCACUUUGUUAAUUUAUCUGUUGUUCCCUUCUCGGCUCUCCCCUCGUGUCCCCUGGAAAACAAAACAGAACUCUAUGCCUUUUGUAGCUGUUACGGUGCAGUUCGUCUUUGGAUAAUUCAGAUAAUGGUAAUUUAGUGUAUAUGUGAUUUUCAAAUCUGUAAACUUCAGCCUCCUUUGUAUAAAUUUUUAAGUGUCAGACUAUCCAUUUUACACUUUGUUUUUUCAUGACCUGUAGCUUCAGGCAGAUUCGCAACAGCAAAUUAAUGUGUAAAAUUGGAUUAUUACCAGAAAACUGUUCAGUCGUAUCUGAUCCGAUCUUCUUAUGGAAGGAUUUGAUGUGAGUUACUGACAAGCCUCAGCAAACCCAAAGAUGCUAACAGUGUUUUGAGAAGUUGCUGCAGAUUUCUUUGGCCACUGUAUUUGUUAAUUUCUUGCAAUCUGAAGGUAUGAGUAGGAGUUUAAGGAAAACAAUCAGUUUUUGUUCUUAAAAAAAUGCAUUUAAGUUGUAAACGUCUUUUUAAGCCUUUAAAGUGCCUAUGAUUCUAUGUAACUCGUCACAGACUGGUGUUCGUGAGUAUAUAUAACAGUUAAAAAAAAGUUGGUAUUUUAUAAGCACAGACAAUUCUAAUGGUAACUUUUUUGUAGACUUAUGAAUAGACAUAAAUUGUAAUUUGGGAACAUAAAAACUACUGAAUAAAUCAUGUGGCCUAAUAAUGGAAAA
Messenger RNA from Miniopterus natalensis, 1690 nucleotides. The record is from RefSeq and is a predicted model, not a curated record. Lineage: Eukaryota; Metazoa; Chordata; Mammalia; Chiroptera; Miniopteridae.